AUGUUGUUAUCGAUCACCGAUUUUGCAACAGGGCUGUUUGGGAACGCUGGCUUCAUGAUUGUAAGGGCAAUUAAAGUCUUAAAACAAGAUCCUGAUUGUUUAAUGUUCACGCUUUUGGAGGUACUGGCGUUUUGCGUGACUGCGAUGUCUUUCAUCACUUCAUUUCUACUAAACGCUGAGCGAUAUUUAGGUAUUGUCCACCCAUUUCUUCAUCGACGUAUCGUAACAAAAUCCAAAUUGUUGGUGACAGCCGUGAUUUUAUGGUCAGGUAUUCCAAUAUUCGUAGUAACUUCACGAACUGUAUUCAACAGAAUGACAAAAUUUUUGUCCAGCAUUGUCGUCCUUUCAAUCGUCAUUGCGUGUAUUUAUUUUUAUGUGGCUAUAUAUGUCGCAAAUCAAAAAGCACGCAAAAGAAGCAGAACUGAAGAGGUGAACAAUCGUGCUGGGAAAAUCGCCCAGGAUAUAAAACUAGCAAAAUCAUGCACAAUUGUAAUUGCCUGUACGAUCGUGUGUUUCAUUCCAUUUGCAGCGACAAAUCCUAUUGUAACUCAUAGCUAUCUAAAAUACUCGCUGAGAAAUUGGGCUUGCACAUUGGCGUUUGCUUCCGCAUCGUUAAAUUCACUGGUGUUCUUUUGGCGGAAUCCUGCGCUGAGAAAUGAAGCGAGGAAAGUCCUAAUACUUUGUACAUCCUAAUAUGAUUUGCAUUAAAGGGAAAUGGCAAUAUAAACUUAACUUUUAUUUUCCCAUUUGAAAGGACUUUUGAAAUAUAUAUUAACUUAUUUUACCUUUUUUUCAUAUCUUGCUAAUAGUUAGUUCUUGAAAUAUUUUCACUUGAAGUAAUAAGAUGUCCGCCAUCUUGGAUAAAUUUGUGAUCUCAUUAACAGUAGUUUUGGUGACGUCUCAAUAGGGAUUAAUCAUAUAAAAGUAUUCGUUGCUGACCAAGUAUUGAAUUGUAGAUGUUUUGAGUGAUCUUGAUAUUUCGAAGGGCAGUCAGAGUAUAGUUUUGAGUGCAACUGAAAUGAUUAGUGUUUGUCUUGAUAAAAAUAUUGCGUGACCCCUGUUGUGGCGUAACAUGCAUAUAUAUCUAUAAAAAUUGAAGAUGGCUGACAUUUCAUUCCUUUCAAUCAAAAUACUUGUGGAAGUAAGUUCAUCCGUCUUGUAAUAGGUUUCACAGACAUAAAAAAAUAAAUUUGUCAACUUUGCUGAUCAGGUGGUCGGCUGAUGAAAGACAUUGGUUUCAUUUUUUCUGACAGAAUUUAUAAUUUUAAACUUGGCUAUACUAUUAAAGUCUUGCUUGUGUGAUGUUACUCUGAGUGUAUAUCCACACCGGGCAGGCUUGAAAAUAUGCCUGGCCACGGUGGGAAUCGAACCUACGACCUUUGGAAUACUAAUUUGUAAUCUAAAUGUGUAAUCUAAUAAUCAUGAUAUUUGCUGUGUUGGUGUAAUGUACUCAGGCAUACUCGAACCGACCUGACCGCGUAGCUCAGUUGGCAGAGCAUUGGGCUAGUAUUCCAAAGGUCGUAGGUUCGAUUCCCACCGAGGCCAGGCAUAUUUUUCAAGCCUGCCUGGUGUGGAUAUACACUCAGAGUAACAUCACACAAGCAUCUUAUUCGCCUGAGUACAUUACACCAACACAGCAAAUAUCAUGAUUAUUAAAGUCUUGUUCUGAUCCAAAGCCCUGAAUAAACCACAAUGCCUCACGAUUUAGAAUGCAUGGCUGUAGUUAAGAACGUCCAUUUUGCAAUGGACCCACUUGAUGUACAAUUUACACAAAGUGCGUCGCGGAACAAUUCAAUGAUUGCAAUGAUUGACAAAAGUCAGUUGAAAUUUUCAGUUUUUAAUCGUGAUUUUUAUGCAGAAAUAUUGUAGGAAAGCCGCCACAAUGAAGAACACGCAUAAAAAAGGCUCCUUAGCUAUAGAGUAACAUUCUGAUAAAAUUAUGGUAAAAAAAGCCCUCAUGCCUGAGAUAUCUGGACCGGAAGAACGGCAGAUGGGGACCAUGAGGGGCCCCCAGUAUGGAAUGAAGGCAAUGUGCACCGCACAUGUGCCGUGCACAAAGAUUGCUAUCAGUGCACAAAUUGGUGCACAACUUACCCAAUAAUCACUCUUUGGUGCACACAAUUUCCUUCUGUUAUUGCAUGGUGCACAAAAAAUUGGAUUUAUUUAUUUAUAUAACUUCGCCAUUUAUAUAUACCAUAUAAUACAAUACAAAAACAAUAACAAUAGUUUGCAAUACUGUACAAUAGAAAAAAAAACAAAAACGAUACAAUCUAACACAAGACAGUACAGUAUAUAUAUAGUUCAGUACAGUACAGUACAGUACAGUACAAUACAUACAGUCAGAUGGCUGGGACACCACAACAGUUAAAACCAAUUACUGUGGGCCCUUUUAACAUAUAAUAACUAGAAACAACAAUUUAUAACACUGUUCAAACUGCAACAAGAGGUACAGUUUAAACACACAGAUUUCCACGUUUUUGGAUCCUCUGCAUCAUAUUUUCACAACGUAUGUUUAAUAUAUAUCUUUAUAUUUUUUUAGUAUCUACUAGUACUAUGGUGAGUAACAACUAAAUAAUUGGUGAAUUCAGAAAUUCUGAUCUUCGCUGCAACACACUUGCUAACCCCCCCCCCCUCAAGAAUCUUAAUUUAAAAUGUCUCCAGGUCAUGACCCGCUGGCUAUGUGCACAACAUGUGGUGCACAACCAAAGUUGCGCUUAAAUUGUGCGGUGCACAGAAAUGUUACAUUCCUAAUCCAUACUAGCAUGAGGCCUCUCAGAGCCAAAGGAUCAUAAAGAAGUAUCGCAAAAAGAUGGCACUGAGUAAAGACAGUGGUGUUGAAACUAGUAGCUAGAUAUUGUGAAAGAAUUUUAAAGUUGGCUGGUACGUGAGAAACAAACCAGACUGAAAGGUGAGAAAUAAAGAUGGAUCAAGUACUAAAAUGUGUCAUCAUAUUUAAAAACGGGCAUUCCGCUCAUUCCAUUUAAUAUAAGAUAAAAAAUUUGGAACCGCCUUGGAUGUAAUGGAGUUUGCUAUCUAAGCUUGGAGUUACUGGCUAACAACUUUAAAAAUCUUUGCCUUUAUUAAGCCUGGUUUCCAUCUAGUCGUAAUGGUCAUAAAAAUAGAGUCACUUUCUUUCUCAAUGGCCAGUUUAUAAUAGUUUAUACCUGUAAACCACAUAUAAAUCAUGACUCGUGAGUAUUCCCUAGUUAUAAUCACUCUGCAUAUGUCCAGUUCUAAAAUGUUGUAUUUUGGCUGAUGUAGACCUGUCAAGUUUUGGAAAAUUAUAUGCUGUAAGGUAAUUUUCUUAGGUUAAUGUCCAUGAGGCGUCACCAUGGUUGGCAUGCCCAGGGGGAAAUUUUGAAAUUUGAGUUUCCCAGAUCGCCAGAAAAUUGCCUUUCCAAGGUUUUUCUUCUGCCUUUUUCGAAGCACAAACCUUAUGUGUUCAUGCUAUAAAAAUAUGAAAUGUUAGCGUCGCAAAACCUUCCCAAACGGCGAAAAAUAACCCUCUUCAGGCUAAGGAGUCUUCUAGUUUUUUGUGUCUUUUUGAUAUGCGAUUGAGACACACAUUUUCAAGACUUCUCAAGACUUCCUGGUACUGGCGUUAGCAAAAAGAAUGCAUUGGACAUUGUGCAAAUGAAAAGAAAUGGGAGUAAUUCACAGAAAGAAACCUCCAUAAUAGGCCGUGGGCUGUUGUGCGAAAAAGUGCCCAGAAAAGCAAUUUCGUGGCACCCUCCUGGGAAAUAUAUUUUCUGUGGUUCAAUUAUUAUUGCGACAUUUUGGUCCAAUUUUCACAUUUAAAACAGCAAUAACUCAAAGACUAUUUGAAAAAUUAAAAAACUGUUUAAAAGUCUUAUAUGCGUUUUUUUGUACGUUUUCCGAUGAUGCAAGUCAUUUUUAUUGUAAUUGAAUAUAGAAUUUCCCAUUUUUUUUGCAGUAAUACAAUUUAAUAGAGGAUAAUCAUUGAUCACCCAGUUUCUCGGGAUUGGGCAAAUUUUUUGCUUGGCAACUUUUUUUGGUAGUGAUGUACCUAUAUGUCAUAGUAUAUUUCAUAGUAUCUUUCAAGCGGAUUUUGUGGUGGUAUUUUCGUAUUUCUUCUGCAAAUACUCGCGGAUCGAGUUCUGUAAUAUUCAUUCUUCCUGUCAUAUAUUACGGAAAUCAAGUAACACGGAUCGAUAUGAAUUAAACAGUCGCUACCAUGGUGUUUAACAGUACACGACCUAUAUUAAGUCAAGUCCAGGGAAAAUUGGAUUUAGUUCGAGUAAGCGCGGUUCUACUUUAAUUGUUUCUACAGAUUAAUCAACACUCUAGCACAACGGCAAUCUUUAUACCUUGGUGACGGCUUUAGUACAAGUCAUAACUGCUGCAUGAAUUUGUCUAGCCUGAUAUUACAGCGGAAAAUUAUAUCUAUAAAAACUCACAUUUAUAAUUAUUACCUGGAAAGCGUCACUUGAAAAAAUGUUGUACUUUUACCUCCAACGACUUCAGCAGCUUCUGAUCAAUUCCAACAGAGGCACUCGCUUUUAUAAUUACCCUGUACCGCGCAGCAGAUCUAGAGGCUCUGGGAACGAGGAUGACGUCAUACAUAUCAAACGCAGGAAGUCGUUCAGUACACCUGCAGGCUCAUUUUCCCAGGUUUUUUAAGUUUUUUAAGUUUUUAAAGUUUUUUAAGUUUUUAAAGUUUUUUUAAAUUUUUUGAGUUUAGAUAUAGGUAAUGAGAACCAUAUUGGUAUCCUAGUAAUAAUUUUAUGCCACAAUAGUCCCUAAAUGUCACGUGUUAUAAAUUCUCCUCGUGAAAUUUAUUCCUUUGCUGGUUCUCGAAUAUAAUGGGACUGUAUGCUUUCGGUUUUCACAAAUUUUAUUCUAUUAUCAUUCGUUACAUAUGAACUUGAACUUUGAACUUGGUUGCCAAAUACUGUUACGACAUUUUAGUAGUUUUUGAAAGUUUAAGUUAGGUUGUUGUUAAAAUUGUUAUAUUUUUGUGUGUAAUGUAGUGGUAGAUUUUUUAUGUAUGUAUCUUAAUAUACCAAAACUGGUAUUUUGCUGUUGAUUAAAUAUAUUCUAUGACUGAUCACUGCUAUCGACAUACAAUAGAGGCUGGUAGAGACCAGCGUUUAUUUUAAGAAAAAUUUAGAACUGCACACAUAGGGAUGUUACGAAGGCAACGGGUGUUUAACGGGGCGGGGGUGGGAGGGGGGUGGGUUUGAAGGAUUUUUUACCUGGAUAUAGGUGACAGAAUAAUGGUGUGGUUGGGUGGGAGAAUUGGAGAAAGGCCAGACAAACUCGAUUUUGGGUGCGGGAGCUAGGGGUGUUCCCCAAAACAAUUUGAAUCUAGAGGCUGUUAAGUUCUAUAGCAAAGAUUUGUUUUAUUCAACCACUCACAAAAACUGUUUCAAAACAUGUAACUGGCAAUCAUGGAUAUUCAAUAUAUAACAACCUUAAAUUUGCAUUUGAGGCAGCAAAGAAUAUUAGGUUCUCCCACUCUAAUCUCUUUUGGGGAGCUUCGCUCGCCCCAAUUUUACCUUCUUUUCCAUUACCGCAGCACGUAAGUGAUUUGUGAGGAAAAUAGGAGGGUCUGGAGUCCUCCCCCAGAAAUGGUUUAUAUUUUUGAUGCUCAUUUAAUGACAGCAUAUCUGGAAUUUUCGGGAGCAUUCACAAGGGUAACGAGUAAAUGAGAAGAUCGACUGUUUUAAUUAAGGUAUAUUUGUUAGUUUCGUGACUGCACAUUUGUGUUUUAAGAACUGUACCGAAUGGGUCUAGAACUGCACAUUUUGUGUAGAACUGACAAACAUCAUAUUCACCAGAGUAUAAUGUGUUUUAUCACAUCUAAAACGAACCGUUUAAAAAUUGUUUCACUCCUCAGUUUUUGCCGCGAAAACCACAACGGGCAGUUGCAUUUCACAGCGGGCAGUUGCGUUUCAGAGCGGGCCGGAUGCAAAAAACCGGCCCGCUCUGAAAGGCUCCUCAGCCAAUCAGAUUGCUUCAUUUUCAUUGAUAAAAAAUAAACUGUCUUAUUAGUAUUCUUUAUAUAAAGAUUACUAAUUAGGAGUACUAGUGUUUUAUCAGGUUUAAAGCCUGACUGCUCGUGACACAUUACAGUUGACACGAUUUGCCAAUAAGCUUAUGAAUUAUUAAUGAGAGUUUGAAGUAAUAUUUCAAAUCCGACUAUGAGGACUGGACUAGAUUUCAAGUCCGCGCAAUUUGAUCAAGUCUGAGGCGAAGCCGAGCAAAAUGUGAGGACUGGAUCAAAAUGUGAGGACUUGAAAUCUACUCCAGUCCGAAUUGGAGGAUUUGAAAUGACAUCUUUUAAAAAGACAUACGAAUAUAUCACUACUUAACGUGACUGGUGAAUUAAUUUAGAUCCAGUCCUAGGACUGCAACAAUAUACUUCACCAGUUAUCCAGUAUUAUCAUGUGAGCAAAAUAAAGCAAUAUCGUUUGGCUAAUUACUCAUCAAUUAUUAAUGAGUUUGAGAUGUAUAUAUUAUACUAAGGUGACGCCAAUGUAGCUCAGUUGAUUAUAGAGCGUUGCACUGGAAUCGCAGGGCCGCAGAUUCGAUUCGUGCCAGACGGGGUCAGGUCCAAACAAAUGUAUAAAAUUCACUCGAAUUUUUCAUUUACAAAAUCCUGCGAAAUAUUGCCUACCAUUUCAUUAUUAUAGGUAACCCAAACAAAGGGCCAAAUGAAACUUGUGUCGUUAUAUUUCCUUGGGACAAAAAGGAACCACCUAAACCGCUAGAACUGGUGAAUGGAAUCUUCCAUUUUAAUCCAGAAAAGUUCUCUAAAGACAAAUGCUAUUUGAGGAGUAAAUUACACUUUCACGUUCGGCGAAACUAUGGACAUAACAUUGAUGGCUCUGACAUUGAUUAUGACGAGGAUGACGAUGACCAUGAUUCAGAAGAAAAACCCUGUCUGAACAGUAUUUUUGGGAUGGAUUUUCCUGAUCAAGAUGAACAAUGGAAGUAUGAAGAUUCACGAAAGUUUUAUGAGUGGUUACGACCAAUUAUGGAUACAUCAGUCGCUAUAUAUGUUGGGGUUAGGGUGAGAGUUAAGAGGGAUAGGAUUAAUCCUCCUGCAACCUUCAUGUUAACACAGCUUGCCCCUGGGUGGGUAGGUGGGACACUGUCAGCAGCCCCUUUGAGUCAUUAUUUCUUUGACAUCCGCAUCACACACCAGUAUUUUGGUGCUAAAGACAUAACUGCAGUUAAUAUGUAA
Molecule: messenger RNA, 7210 nt
Organism: Paramuricea clavata
Lineage: Eukaryota; Metazoa; Cnidaria; Anthozoa; Malacalcyonacea; Plexauridae
Source: the annotation of a GenBank genome assembly